GAACCGGAAGUAGCGCACGGCGACGGCUUCAGUUUGGGCGGGCAAAACCAUACGGCAGGGGGAGGAGCGGGUGAGACAAGAAGUGGGAGAGGAAGCCAUCGUGGAAGGAAGAGGGUGAGCUGUGCCGAUCAAGGGCUGCUUCGCGGGAGCAACAUGGCAGCGCUGAUGGGUUCCCUGAUGGGAGCUCAGCAGGAGCCGCCUCCGCCCAAGAAAAUCGUGGCUCCCACCGUGUCGCAGAUCAACGCGGAGUUCGUUACGCAGCUGGCAAACAAGUACUGGGCACCACAUGUUAAGAAAAAACUUCCUUUUGAGUCAAAGGUUAUUGAAGAUGUGUACGGAAAAGAAAUGGUUAGGUCAAAAUUUGCUAUUAGAAAAAUCAUGCUUCUAGAAUUUAGCCAGUACCUUGAAAAUUAUUUGUGGAUGAAUUAUUCUCCUGAGGUGUCCAGCAAGGCUUAUUUGAUGUCAAUCUGUUGUAUGGUGAAUGAAAAGUUCAGGGAGAAUGUUCCAGCAUGGGAGACAUUCAAAAAGAAGCCAGAGCACUUCCCAUUCUUUUUCAAACAUGUGCUGGAUGCUUCCUUGGUUGAGAAUGACAAUGAAUUCUCUCUACAAGAGCAGACCAUACUCCUGCUUUUCCUUGACCACUGCUUCAACAGUUUGGAAGUAGAUUUGAUCAGAGGGCAAGUCCAGCAGCUCAUCUCCCUGCCGAUGUGGAUGGGCCUGCAGCCCGGUCGUCUAGCACUUGAAUUGAAAAAGACACCAAAGCUUAGAAAAUUUUGGAAUUUGAUCAAGAAGAAUGAUGAGAAAAUGGAUGAAAAUACUCGGGCACAAGCAUAUCAAGAAAGACGAUUUCUUUCGCAACUGAUCCGGAAAUUCAUCUCUGUAUUAAAAUUGAUACCCACUUCAGGUCCUCUCUCUAUGGAUAAAGUGCACUAUUGCGAAAGAUUCGUUGAACUCAUGAUAGAUCUAGAGGCCCUGCUUCCAACACGGCGCUGGUUUAAUAUGAUACUUGAUGAUUCUCACCUGGUUGUGCAUUGUUACUUAUCCAGCCUAGCUAAAAGGAACAAGGAGGGUCAUCUUUUCUGCCAGCUUUUAGACAUGCUCAAAUUCUACACUGGUUUUGAAAUUAAUGACCAGACUGGAAAUGCAUUGACAGAGAAUGAGAUGACUACUAUUCAUUAUGACAGAAUUACUUCCCUCCAGAGAGCAGCUUUUGCGCAUUUCCCAGAACUCUACAAUUUUGCCCUCUCAAAUGUAUCUGCUGUAGACACACGUGAUUCCCUCAUAAAGCUUUUUGGGCCUCUAAGUCCAAAUACACUCCACCAGGUGGCAUCGUAUCUCUGCUUGUUGCCAUCCUUACCUGAAGGGGAAGAUACGAGCUAUGAAAAAGAGUUUCUCCUUGAACUCCUGGUGUCCCGUCAUGAACGUCGAAUUUCUCAAAUUCAGCAGCUCAAUCAGAUGCCUCUGUAUCCCACUGAGAAGAUUAUUUGGGAUGAAAAUAUAGUCCCAACUGAAUACUAUUCUGGUGAAGGCUGCCUUGCCCUCCCAAAAUUGAAUUUACAGUUUCUUACUCUCCAUGACUACCUCCUGAGAAAUUUCAACCUCUUCCGCCUGGAGUCUACCUAUGAAAUCAGGCAGGACAUCGAGGAUAGUGUCAGUAGGAUGAAACCAUGGCAAUCUGAAUAUGGAGGCAUUGUCUUUGGUGGAUGGGCCCGAAUGGCACAGCCCAUUGUCUCUUUCACGGUCAUAGAGGUGGCAAAGCCCAACAUCGGAGAAAACUGGCCCAUGAGAGUCCGAGCAGAUGUUACAGUUAACUUGAAUGUUAGAGACAACAUCAAAGAUGAAUGGGAAGGUCUGCGCAAGCACGACGUUUGCUUUUUGAUUACUGUCCGUCCCACACAGCCUUAUGGAACAAAGUUUGAUAGAAGGCAACUAUUUGUUGAGCAGACCGGCCUGGUGUAUGUGAGAGGAUGUGAAAUCCAGGGCAUGCUGGAUGAUAAAGGACGUGUCAUUGAAGAGGGACCAGAACCCAAACCAAGACUUAAGGGUGAUUCGAGAACAUUUAGAGUGUUCUUGGAUCCUAACCAGUAUCAACAGGACAUGACGAAUACCAUCCAAAAUGGAACGGAAGAUGUCUACGAGACAUUUAAUAUAAUAAUGAGGAGAAAGCCAAAAGAAAACAACUUCAAAGCUGUUCUGGAGACUAUAAGGAAUUUGAUGAACACUGACUGUGUGGUUCCUGAUUGGUUACAUGACAUUAUUCUUGGUUAUGGAGACCCAAGUAGUGCUCACUAUUCAAAAAUGCCAAAUCAGAUUGCCUCCCUGGAUUUUAAUGAUACCUUCCUCUCUAUUGGUCACUUAAAAGCCAGCUUUCCUGGAUAUAGCAUUAAAGUAACCGUUGAAGACCCUGCACUCCAGAUUCCUCCAUUUAGGAUAACAUUUCCUGUCGGAAGUGACACUGUAAAGAAAAGGAAAGAGUGUGAUGAAGAAAAAGCUGAAGGCUCAAAAACAUUGAUUGUUGAGCCCCAUAUCAUCCCCAACAGAGGACCUUACCCAUACAAUCAACCCAAACGCAAUACGAUUCAGUUUACUCACACCCAGAUUGAAGCUAUACGUGCAGGAAUGCAGCCUGGAUUGACAAUGGUGGUGGGGCCACCUGGUACAGGUAAAACUGAUGUUGCAGUGCAGAUAAUAUCUAAUCUCUAUCACAACUUUCCUGAACAGAGGACCCUUAUUGUUACACAUUCCAAUCAGGCCUUGAACCAGCUGUUUGAGAAAAUCAUGGCUCUAGACAUUGAUGAACGCCAUCUCCUGCGUCUUGGUCAUGGAGAAGAAGAACUGGAGACAGAGAAAGAUUUCAGCAGUUUCAUUGAAUUCAGAGCAUUUGAACUGCUCCGUAGUGGACUGGACAGAUCCAAAUACCUACUUGUGAAAGAAGCAAAGAUCAUUGCAAUGACUUGUACGCAUGCUGCUUUGAAACGUCAUGAUUUAGUUGAGCUGGGUUUCAAGUACGAUAACAUCCUAAUGGAAGAGGCUGCUCAGAUACUGGAAAUUGAAACUUUUAUACCACUUCUCUUACAGAAUCCUCAGGAUGGAUUCAGCCGACUGAAACGGUGGAUUAUGAUUGGGGACCAUCAUCAGUUGCCACCAGUCAUUAAAAACAUGGCUUUUCAAAAAUACUCCAACAUGGAGCAGUCUCUUUUUACGCGCUUUGUCCGUGUGGGAGUGCCAACAGUUGACUUGGAUGCUCAAGGAAGAGCAAGAGCAAGCUUAUGUAAUCUCUACAACUGGCGUUACAAGAACCUGGGCAACUUGCCACAUGUACAACUCUUGCCAGAAUUCAGAACAGCAAAUGCUGGUUUCCUGUAUGACUUCCAGCUUAUAAACGUAGAAGAUUUCCAUGGUGUAGGAGAAUCAGAACCCAAUCCUUAUUUCUAUCAGAAUCUUGGUGAGGCAGAAUAUGUCGUUGCACUGUUCAUGUACAUGUGUCUGCUAGGUUACCCUGCAGAGAAGAUAAGUAUCUUGACAACAUAUAACGGGCAGAAACACCUCAUUCGGGAUAUUAUAAACCAACGUUGUGGGAAUAACCCAAUGAUUGGCAGACCAAAUAAGGUAACAACUGUGGAUAGGUUUCAGGGUCAGCAAAAUGAUUAUAUCAUUCUUUCACUUGUGCGAACUAAGGCAGUUGGACACUUAAGGGAUGUUCGGCGUUUGGUGGUUGCUAUGUCAAGAGCCAGACUUGGGCUUUAUAUUUUUGCAAGAGUAUCACUGUUCCAGAAUUGCUUUGAGCUGACUCCAGCUUUCAGCCAGCUCACCGCUCGCCCUCUUCAACUGCAUAUAAUCCCUACAGAGUAUUUUCCAGCAGUCCGGCAGAAUGGAGAACACCCAUCUCACCAAGUGCAUGUUAUAAAGAAUAUGCCUCAGAUGGCCAAUUUUGUGUACAACAUGUACAUGCAUAUGAUACAGACUUCACGCCAACACAGACAGCAGGAUUUACUGCCCCCUCCAACACUUGUUGAAGAAAGUGAAAUGCUUCAGUCUCAAGAAAGUGAAAUAGUUCAGAGCAAAGAACUUGAAAUGGAAACAGAAACUGAAAUCAAAUGCACACCAAUGGAAACUGUGGAAGAGAAAGUUUUGGAUGAGAAACAAAAGAUAGCAGAGGAAAUUGAGGAACAACAUCGGAAAAUGCCCGAGCAUCCUGGGAGAGACAGUGAUAGUGAAGAUAGUGAAACAGAAGAUGGCUCUGAGAAAUGAACUUUUCCUUUUCCAGCAGAUGAACAGAUGACCAAAGUUGUGUAUAUCCACCAAAUUCUUUAGUGGGCAAGACAGACAACCAUUAAACAAAAGUAAAUAUUAAUGAUACUUUUAAGUAUCAUUUCUCUCUAGCUUAAGUAUAACAACUGAAUCAUUAGCAUGGUUGUAGUCAAAGGACUGCAGACGGAAUUGCAUCUCAUGUUUGCACUUGUAUUAUGUAUUUAGUAAAGUAUUUUUAAACCAA
Rhineura floridana is the source of this 4495-nucleotide messenger RNA. RefSeq names its product aquarius intron-binding spliceosomal factor (gene AQR). Gene Ontology annotation, cellular component: catalytic step 2 spliceosome. Bases 154 to 4251 code for a protein of 1365 amino acids. The record is from RefSeq and is a predicted model, not a curated record. Gene Ontology annotation, molecular function: helicase activity; mRNA binding. Gene Ontology annotation, biological process: mRNA splicing, via spliceosome. The transcript is spliced from 34 exons. Lineage: Eukaryota; Metazoa; Chordata; Lepidosauria; Squamata; Rhineuridae.